This is a messenger RNA of Nerophis ophidion (straightnose pipefish), 2934 nucleotides long. It is a transcript of the gene grhl1, whose product is annotated as grainyhead-like transcription factor 1. NCBI's taxonomy places the organism in Eukaryota, Metazoa, Chordata, Actinopteri, Syngnathiformes, Syngnathidae. Gene Ontology annotation, molecular function: RNA polymerase II cis-regulatory region sequence-specific DNA binding; DNA-binding transcription activator activity, RNA polymerase II-specific. The record is from RefSeq and is a predicted model, not a curated record. Gene Ontology annotation, cellular component: nucleus. The transcript has 16 exons. Bases 345 to 2048 code for a protein of 567 amino acids. Gene Ontology annotation, biological process: regulation of transcription by RNA polymerase II.
CGCCACUUUUCUCGCCCUCACAACAAACAGCUUCACGCUAUAACAAAAAAGACGCACUUUAUUUCUACUUUUCUGGACUUUUACAUCGUAUUUUUACAGUGGAGUUUAUAAACGUCUAUUUUUUUGUUGUUGCUUUUGUUUGAUUAUUUUUUAAACUUUCGCUCUGAACGCAUCAUUUUAAAAAAAAAUCUAUCUUGAGGAUUAUUUUAAUUUUAUGCAUCAAGCGUGCUGUCCUGGUGUUGCAGAAUGACCCCAACUAUGGUGCCCAACGUCGCUCUUUCACCACGGAGGAUGAAGCCUGGAAAUCAUUCCUGGAAAACCCACUUACAGCUGCCACCAAGGCCAUGAUGAGCAUCAACGGGGACGAAGACAGUGCCGCCGCUCUGGGCCUGCUCUACGACUACUACAAGGUGCCCAGGGAAAAAAGAACAAUAGCCCAGAACAAGCCUGAUGCUUUGGUCUCUGAUGUGGAUCCCAACAAAAGACACCAGCUUCAGACGGGACAUCCCAUGCCCUCCCUCUCAGAGACAGGCAUGGAGAACAGGAUUCAGGUCCUCAAGGGGCCUUUCAAUAUUCUCCAGCUAGCCCCGGACAAGAGGACCCAGUUCCCAUCACCAGACACGACCGUCACAGUGUCCAUCGCCGCCCUACAGAAUUACCCGUCCGUCAAGACGGAGGUGCCUCUACACGGUUUGACCGUGCCAAGCAGUUGCGCUGAAACUGACAACCAUGUGGGUGUCUUCGACCGCCCUCAGCUCUCCCACAAUUCGGUCCAGUUCAGCCCCGCCACGCAAUCCCGCACGCCCCCGGACUCCACCUUUUCGGAGAGUUUCAAGGACAGUUCCCAGGAGGUCUUCUCAUUCCCAGGCGAUCUGCAGUUACGCAUGUCUUCCAUGACGUCUGACGACUACACUCAGUUUGAGGCGGUGCCGGGGAAUAAUUUUGAGUACACACUGGAAGCAUCCAAAUCGCUGCGUCAGAAGACAGGCGACGGGACCAUGACGUAUCUAAACAAGGGACAGUUUUACCCCAUCAUCUUGCGAGAGAUUGACAACAAAGGCCUGCAGCAACCCAUCACCAAAGUCAGGAGUGUAGUGAUGGUCGUGUUUGGAGAGGAGAAGUGCAGAGAUGAUCAGUUAAAGCAUUGGAAGUACUGGCACUCCAGACAGCACACUGCCAAACAAAGGUGUCUUGACAUUGCCGACUACAAGGAGAGCUUCAACACCAUCAGCAACAUUGAAGAGAUUUCCUACAACGCCAUUUCCUUCACUUGGGACACAAACGAGGAGGCCAAAAUCUUCAUCUCGGUCAACUGUCUCAGCACAGACUUCUCCUCUCAGAAGGGCGUGAAGGGUUUGCCUCUCAACUUGCAGAUUGACACGUACUCCUACAACAACCGCAGCAACAAGCCCAUCCACCGAGCUUACUGCCAGAUUAAGGUGUUCUGCGACAAGGGAGCCGAGAGGAAGAUCCGCGACGAAGAGAGGAAGCAGUCCCGCCGAAAAGGCAAGGUGGUCGACAUCAACCCUGGCCUCUCCUUCGUCGAUGUCAAAGGGCCGCUUCUGCAGAAACGCAACGACGUGACCAUCUUCAAGAUGAUGACGGACAUUGAGACCCAGCCUGUCCUCUUCAUACCUGACAUGCACUUCUCCACCUUCCAACGUCAUCCUUUCGCAGCAGAAGAUGGAGAAGAAAGCUCCGGCAUGAAGAGGUUACCCUUCAGCGAUGACGAGUUUGGGUCGCCGGCCAGCAAGAUGACCCGAGCGGAUGAACCCAAGAAAGUGCUGCUGUACGUACGUAAGGAGACUGAGGAGGUUUUUGACGCUUUAAUGCUGAAGAAUCCCUCACUGAAAGGCCUGGUGGACGCUAUUUCAGAGAAGUACGACUUGCCGCUGGACAAAAUUGGAAAAGUAUACAAGAAGUGCAAGAAAGGGAUCCUGGUGCACAUGGAUGACAACAUCAUCAAGCACUACUCCAAUGAAGACACAUUCCAAAUCUCCAUGGAGGAGCUGGGUGGCAUAUACAAGCUCACCCUCAGUGAAAUCUGAUUGGACGACAUGAAACGACAAGGAGAAUGUGGAGGAUAAAUGGUUUACACUAUCCAGUGAUGACGGACUCUUGUAUGAUGUUGUGAUGUUACAUAAAAAAAUUGUAUUUAAAAAGAAAGCAAAAAAAAAAAAAAAAAAAAGCCAUAUAGCUCUUAAGGUGCCACAUUGUUGAUAAUAAGUAUGUGUUGUUUUCUUCCUGAUGAUACUUAUCUUCAAUGGGUUUGAUGUGCAAAGCUCCUGUGUGCUUCUGCUGCUAUACCUCAUUGUUUGCAGCAGCAGUUAUGAGUAGAAACAUCUCUUUUAAUCAUAGCACUGACCAUCUGUUAUGAAGAGCUAGUAGAGCUCACGAUAUGAGCAGAACAGGGACGAGGAAGCCCCUAAAUGUUAAAACGACAUGGCAGUAUUUAGCAUGUAAAAUGACCAAUUAGAGUAGCGAUAUGUAAAUGGUUUGAAUUUGUUGCUUGUAAGUGAGAUGGACUCAAAUGUGAAAGCAAUUUCAAUAUUGGCCUCUUUAGUAUUAAAUAGGCUAACUUGUAUCUUCCCUGUAGAUGAAAAAAGUGAUUGGAGGUGCAAUAUGGAUUUUAGGUCAUGAAAAAAAAGUUGCCAUAAACCAUGAAAUACGUUGAAUUAAUGAAUGAAAUAUUUUGUAUAUAGUAGCCUUUGCUAAACAUGCUAAAAAGGUUGUAUGUCCCCUUUGUAUGGCACUACUCAUUGUGUAUAUAUUUAUUAAGACAAUGGUUGUGGGAUUUUUGUUGCAUUAUACAAUUAUAAUUAGAUGUCUUUACUCCUUUUAAUAUGUUUUUUGUAGGGAUUUAUUAAUGUGUCAAGUGACAAGAGUGCACAAAGUGCCUAAUAAAAUCAUGUCUGCUGUCUUCCCCUAUUGAAA